Portunus trituberculatus (swimming crab) is the source of this 1077-nucleotide messenger RNA. RefSeq names its product piggyBac transposable element-derived protein 3-like. The coding region runs from base 1 to 1077 and encodes 358 amino acids. The transcript has a single exon. Lineage: Eukaryota; Metazoa; Arthropoda; Malacostraca; Decapoda; Portunidae. Gene Ontology annotation, molecular function: sequence-specific DNA binding. The record is from RefSeq and is a predicted model, not a curated record.
AUGAAUGUUGAGGAUGCAGUGAAUUACUUGUAUUCAAUACCUGAUUAUGAUGAGGCUACGGGCAUUGACAUAACACUGGAGCCACCUGAUGAUGGAGCUCAAUCAGAUGCUGACGAUCCUAGUGAGGAUAUUGUAGACGUUGAAGAGAAUGUAAAUCUACUUGGACCACGGUUACUAGCAAAUGCGCCUCACAUACAGCUUACAAAUAGAAAUUCUCGUGUGAACCCAUGUUCAACCCGUUCAACUACAGUAGAUCUUGAAGAUGAUGAUGUUCGUGAGGCUUCACCACAAGAGAAAGCUAAGCCUCCAAAGAAGAGAAAAUCCAAACCUGUAUAUGAGUGGAAACAGUAUAAUCUUGAUCAUAACACCUAUGUUGAAAGAAGGAAGCUAGAUAAUAAAAGUCAACAUAUUCCAUCAAUAGUGAAUAGAUGGGCAGAUGAAGGCUUAACUCCAUAUGACAUUUUCACUAACAUGUGGAAUGAAGAGAUAAUGAAACUCAUAAAAGUUGAAACAAACAGGUACCACCAAGUAACAUUUGGUAAAGAACUUCAUGUCACUGUCAAUGAACUGUAUCAAGUACUUGGUAUAUUUCUUCUUUCAGGCUAUAAUAAGGUUCCUAACCGUCGCUUGUUCUGGUCAAAAUGUGCAGACACAAGGAACCUUUCUGUUACACAGUGUGGAAUGUCAGUGAAUAGAUAUGAAGAGAUUGUUAGGAGCUUCCAUUUUGUAGACAACUCAAAGAUGCCUUCAGGUGACAAACUAUACAAAAUCAAGCCUCUAUUUGAUCACUUCAAUAAAAUAUUCAUGGAAUUAGCUCAACCGUUACCUAUGACAUGGGCUGUUGAUGAAGAGAUGGAGCCAUACUAUGAGCAUCAUGGCCUCAAACAGUUCAUCAGAGGAAAGCCAGUCAGAUUUGGCUUCAAGUUCUGGUGCCUGUGCUCAUCUGAGGGGUUCCUUGUUUCUUUCAAGCUAUAUGAAGGCCGGGAUUCAGGGCAUGAACAAGAACUAUCAAUAGGAGAAUCAGUUGUUCACACACUGGUAAAAGGAAAAGUUCCCCUGGAAGUAACGGGUUUAUAG